UGCUCCAUCUCGUUCGGUCGCUGACGUUCCCCUCGCGCGCGCUCGCUCGCUCGCAAUCGCUCCUCGCUUGUCUGUUUUUUGAGAAAAUGGCUGCCGUACGCCGCGCUCGCAGUGACUCCCGCUGCGUAGUCCGCUUCUCUGACCGAGAACUCUGCUAAUUUUUUUUCUAUCCCUGUCUUGGUAACCCGCUCGAGAGGGAGGUGAAUAAAGAGUCCGGAAAAAAAGAGGGAGACAGAGAGACCCGACGGGCCGUUGAGAGGCGGCGGCAACAACAACCUUCAACCAACCGGGACAAGGCCGCCCCCCCGAGUUCGAAAACGGCCACAGCGCUGCCGUUUGGCGACGGUUGGACGGACGGCCUGGCUGCCUCAGCCGCGGCCUCAGCAUGGCAGAAGGAGAAGAAGAUUCUUGCUCUGACAUAGUAAAGGAGGAUGACAAUGAUAUUUCUGGUGAAGCAAAUCUUGAGGCAGAGCUUCAGAUGUUCAGAGCCCAGUGGAUGUUUGAACUUACCCCAGGGGGGAGCCCUACAGGUCUGGAAACUCGAUCCUGCAGAACAAGAGGGUCUUUAUUAAAGACCAUAGAUACCAAAGGGAAACUCGAACUUGCAAAAGAGGAAAAGGCAAGAGAACUGUUUCUGAAGGCAGUGGAACAAGAGCAAAAUGGAGCUCUUUAUGAAGCUAUUAAAUUUUAUCGUCUGGCUAUGCAAUUGGUCCCAGAUAUUGAGUUUAAAAUUACUUAUACCAGAUCUCCAGAAGGCGACAGUAUUGGGAAAAGCUACAUUGAAGAUAAUGAAGAUGAUAGCAAAAUGGCUGACCUUCUCUCUUACUUUCAACAACUCACUCUUCAGGAAUCAUCCAUCAAACUAUGUCAGCCUGAGCUUAAUCUGAGUCAGACUCACAUCUCAGUGUUGCCUAUGGAGCUGUUAAUGUAUAUUUUUCGAUGGGUAGUUUCCAGUGAUCUGGACCUGAGAUCUUUAGAACAGUUAUCACUGGUCUGCAGAGGUUUUUACAUUUGUGCCAGGGACCCUGAAAUCUGGCGCCAGGCUUGUUUGAAGGUUUGGGGCAGGACAUGUAAUAAAAUGGUUCCUUAUACCUCGUGGAGAGAAAUGUUUGUGAAAAGACCUAGAGUUCGAUUUGAUGGGGUGUAUAUCAGCAAGACAACAUACAUUCGUCAAGGAGAACAAUCUCUUGAUGGUUUCUAUCGGGCAUGGCACCAAGUGGACUACUACAGGUACCUGAGGUUUUUCCCAGAUGGCCAGGUAAUGAUGUUAACAACUCCAGAAGAACCUCAGUCUAUUGUUCCUCGAUUACGGACUAAAAACACAAGAACUGAUGCAAUCCUGCUUGGACAUUAUCGCCUUUCCCAGGAUACAGACAAUCAAACCAAAGUAUUUUCUGUAAUGACAAAGAAGAAGGAAGAGAAACCAAUUGACUAUCACAAGUUCAGAUAUUUCUGUCGUGUCCCUGUGCAAGAAACUGAUCACAGUUUUCAUGUAGGGUUACAGCUGAAUUCCAGUGGCCGUCAGAAAUUUAAUAAACUCAUUUGGAUUCAUCAUUCUUGCCACAUAACUUACAAGUCUACUGGUGAGAUAGUAGUCUCUUCUUUUGACAUUGACAAGAUGUACACCCCUUUGUUCUUUGCACGCGUGAAGAGCUUUACUGCAAUUUCAGAAAGGCCUCUCUAAGAAGCUUAUAUUUCUUGCAUGAAAGAAAUUACAGCAAAAAACAUUUAAGUUAUAAAUGUGUGUGUGUG
This is a messenger RNA of Thamnophis sirtalis, 1752 nucleotides long. It is a transcript of the gene FBXO9, whose product is annotated as F-box protein 9. Gene Ontology annotation, molecular function: protein binding. NCBI's taxonomy places the organism in Eukaryota, Metazoa, Chordata, Lepidosauria, Squamata, Natricidae. The record is from RefSeq and is a predicted model, not a curated record. Gene Ontology annotation, biological process: SCF-dependent proteasomal ubiquitin-dependent protein catabolic process. Gene Ontology annotation, cellular component: cytoplasm; SCF ubiquitin ligase complex.